Molecule: messenger RNA, 552 nt
Organism: Pestalotiopsis fici W106-1
Lineage: Eukaryota; Fungi; Ascomycota; Sordariomycetes; Amphisphaeriales; Sporocadaceae
Exons: 1
Coding region: 1-552 (183 amino acids)
Source: RefSeq, a predicted model, not a curated record
AUGGCCACUCAAGCUUCAUCCGCUCUCUCACCUCCCACCUUCAACGCCUCUGCCCUCAAGCUAGGGUCAACAAGUACUUCUACGCAUAUCUUCAAUCUCUCGCGACCGUCAGUCACACUACCUGGGUUGCAUUUCCACAGUAGUCUGACACCAGCCACUUCCGCUUCGACGUCAACGACUGCCACGAAUGUACGAGUUGAUCUAGCUAUUGCACCAUUUCAGGCCAAUGACGACACUUCCGUACCUGACAUACUCCAAGAGGCAGCACAUGGUGCGAUAAAAGAACAACAAGAUCCAGACGACCAUGGACGCGUCGACCCCAAAAGCGGAUUGAAUAACUGCGAGAUCGCCGGGAUAGUCAUUGGCUGUAUCCUUAUUUUCAUCCUAUUGGUAUACUUGGGGAUAAAAUUCCUCAUCAUGUGGGAGAUCAAGGAGUAUGCCAAAUGGGAAAGAGAAAAUGUGACGAUUCGAGAUAUUCGAAGGUGGCUUAAUCAAGACGACCCGGUACCUGCCAGAUUUCAGCAGCAAAUGAAGACCCAUUUCUCGGUCUGA